ACUCAAAAAGUAAACAAAGCCGUGACAACUGGUUGCAAUUCAUUUAGUUUAAGCUCCGCUCAAACCAGAAACAGUCCUCUAAUUUUAAGAAAAAAUAUUCAUCAAACUUAUUAUUAUGAGCUUGAAACUAGCCGUUUGCACUAUUCUGGCUCUGCAUGUGGCCACGUCUUUGGCUGGUGUACUGAAACUGACCAAAACCAGCUUGAAUGAAGAUGACCCGUGUCCGCACUACUCUCCGAUGGGUAACUUCAACUUGAGUGCGUUCCUGGGAGUCUGGCAUGAGAUCGAGAGAUACCCCAAUGACAUUGAGAAGCAGGACUACUGUGUCGUCACCCAAUACCACAUCAUUGGGCCUGAUGUCUUAGGCACCCGCCUAAGUGUGAACAUGACCUUCACCAGAGACGGACAGCCUCUGGCGGGGGAGCUGAUCGGCACUUACCUCAAUGGGGACACCACUGCUGAAUUCGUGAUUGAGCCCGCCCUGAACCCGAACAUAGUGUUCAUCGAUACCGACUACACAAGUUAUGCCCUGCAGUAUAGCUGCGAGAACAAAGAGUCAAAGGGAAAAGUGGAGAGCGCCUUCAUAUUCUCGAGGACCGAAACCCUUCCUGCAGACACGAUCACUCAACUGAAGCAACAAUUCACCGCAUUGGGAUCGGAUAUCUCUCAGUUCGAGGAGCCAGAACACAUUAACUGCCCAGUACCCACGGCAAAAUAAACUCAAUAACUUAUUAUUAAUAGUUAGAUAUUUACUCGAUAGUUUCAUGACAUCUAUUUAAUUCUGAUCAGAGAUUGUUAAUUGUCAUCCAAGA
Molecule: messenger RNA, 812 nt
Organism: Symsagittifera roscoffensis
Lineage: Eukaryota; Metazoa; Xenacoelomorpha; Acoela; Convolutidae
Product: apolipoprotein D-like
Exons: 3
Coding region: 116-718 (200 amino acids)
Biological process (GO): lipid metabolic process; response to reactive oxygen species
Cellular component (GO): cytoplasm
Molecular function (GO): pigment binding
Source: RefSeq, a predicted model, not a curated record